Paramecium pentaurelia is the source of this 1083-nucleotide messenger RNA. Lineage: Eukaryota; Ciliophora; Oligohymenophorea; Peniculida; Parameciidae. The record is from the annotation of a GenBank genome assembly.
AUGCUUUUUGUUGUUAAGAGAGAUCCUGUUUUUAAAAGAAAAAAGGCAGUUUCUGAACGCAUAUCACCAGAAUAAAAAAGUAUUUCUUUGUUGCGAAAUCAUAGAAUUGAUAAAUGAUUAUGAAAUUUUUUCAUAUCUCAAGAAUGAAAGAAAUAAUCAUCCAGCUUCUUUUCAUGUUACUUCACUUCACUAAAUUCCUUUGAGUUAAAGAUCUUAGAAAUUUGUUACAUAAACAAUCAAAGAUGAUUUAGGAAAGCCAAAGAGUAUUGAUAAUAACUAAUAAAUAAAAAAGAAAAAAAAAAGUUAUUUUUAACUAAAAUUGGAGAGAUAUCAAAAAGAAGUAUAAGAAUAACAAUCAAAAAGAAAAUAAGAAUUAAUGAUUAAAUCUAAAAAUCUAUUAAAGAAAGAUCUCGAAGAUAUAUAGAAAAUGACUAAUAAAGGAGUUAGAGAAUUUGAGGAAAGAUGCAAUUUGUAUAGUAAAUAUUAUUCAGAAGAAUUGAUGACACCUACUGGAAUGUAAAUUUAAUUAUUUAAUUUGUUAGAAGAUAAGAAGACUUAAAUUUACCUACUUAUAAGUAUUCAACUAUUGAAAACUAGAACAAAUAUAAAGUACUUCUCAAAAAUUAACCAACUCCUUCACCACGAUUAACAUCAGAAUAAGAAUUUGAUUAAUACUAAACUAAUCCUGAUAAAAUUUAAUUGAUAAGUUCCUAACUGCAAAAACUAAAUAUCAAAGUAAAUUUAUCCAAUUAAUUUUUUCAAAGUUAAUAAAAAGACCAAAUGAUUAAGAAGAUCAAUUAUUUGAUGCAAUACUUAAAAAUGAUUCUUUUACAGUUAACAAAUUACUUAUGGAAAAUAAAAACUUAAUAAAUAUUAGAAACAGAGUAUUUUUUAAAUAAAACAUAUAAGAUUUAAGAAACUCCCUUGCAUUUAGCGUGUAAAAGGAACUUAAAAGAGAUUGUUGAAUUAUUGUUAAGACAUUAGGCAGAUGAAUCAUUAAAAGAUAUAUGGGGACAGACUCCUAGAUAAUUGACUUUGAAAUUUAGACAUUUAGAAAUUUUGAAGGUUUUAUCUUAUAAAUGA